AUGUCCUCUUUCCGUGAUACGUUCACCAAGGACGAGCAUAAGGAGGGAACGCUGGCCUACGAUGACUCGGCCUUUUUUUUCUUCGCUGGAGCGGUUUUAUGCUGCGUUGUGGUGCCGUGGACCUACAGCAUCAUCUACAGUUUGAUAUGGCCCGAGCAUAAGGUUCAUGACGAGCAGUGGCCGUUGUUCAGCGAGAAGGGUUCUAAGCUCAAAUACUGUAAGUCGUCUACUAUGGUUGAGAAGGUGGAUGAGUGUAAAGCCGAGGAGAAGAGAUGGUCGAAGCGCUUCUCGAAGGGUUUUUGGAUUCGCGCGGUUGUGCUGUGCUCAUUGUGGUAUCUGCUAGGGCUCACCGCAGUACACUGUAUGAACUCGGAAGUUGAAGUGAAGUCAUUUGAUCCUUUUUCGAUUCUCGGCAUUGAAAUUGGCGCCACAGAUGCUCAGAUUAAGAAGGCUUAUCGAAAGCAAUCAUUGAUUUACCAUCCCGAUCGGAACCAAGGAGAUCCUUUGGCAAAUGCCAAGUUCAUUCAAAUCUCGAAGGCUUAUCAGUCGCUCACGGAUGAGGUCGCCAAGGCUAAUUAUGAGAAGUACGGCAAUCCUGAUGGACCGCAGACGAUGAAGAUUGGUGUUGGUCUGCCAUCCUUCUUAUUGGAGCAGCAAAACCAAGUCGUCGUUUUGAUCAUUUUUUUCUUACUGCUUCUCUUCGUCAUCCCUGCGGGAUUCAUCUACUACUAUCAGCGGCAGAAAUUAUACGCCCCCAAUGGAGUUAUGGUGGAGACGCUACAGUUCAUGGGGUAUUACCUUACUGAGGCGACGCGAGUGAAGAAUGGUCCUGAACUUCUAUCGUGUGCUGCGGAGUCUCGUACGUUGGACAGCGACUUGAAUGAUGACGCGGAAAUGAAACCACUGAUUGGCGCGGUCCAAGAACCAAGGAAGCCCCACUUCGAUCGUCCAGGGGUUAUCAGGCGCAAUAGGAUUCUCAUCGAGGCCCACAUGCAGAGGCUACAUACUCUUAUGAGCUCCCGACUGAGAGCCAUCACUGACACUCUGGUGGUUCGGCUGGUGCCGGUGGUCCAAGCAAUGGUAGAGAUCUCGGCGAUGAGGGAGUGGUUGCCGACUUGUAUGAGUAUGGUGGAGUUGCUGCGCUGUCUGGUGCAGGCACUUGAUCAACGAUGCAAUGCAAUGUACCAGGUGCCUUAUUUUGAUGGAGAAAGGGCCCGACAUGCUACUAAGAACAAGCCUAACACUGCUACCGCUUUCAAGGACUUCCUUAACUCUGAUAAAACUGGGAAGGACCGAAAGGGUUGUGCCGACAUGAACGAACAGGAGCUUGCUGAUGUCGAGGCGUUUGUCCAACAUGUGACGAGGAUGAAAAUUGAGACUAAGGUUGAGGUUGUUGAUGAGAAUGAGAUUGUUGAGGGUGACGUUGGAACUCUGGUGAUAAAAUUGGAUCGCGAGAAUCUGCAGAAGGGCGAGGCGGCUGGACCAGUGCAUGCACCGUAUUAUCCUAGAGCUAAAUUCGAGGAGUGGUGGAUUUUCCUAGCCAUCACUGACACUCUGGUGGUUCGGCUGGUGCCGGUGGUCCAAGCAAUGGUAGAGAUCUCGGCGAUGAGGGAGUGGUUGCCGACUUGUAUGAGUAUGGUGGAGUUGCUGCGCUGUCUGGUGCAGGCACUUGAUCAACGAUGCAAUGCAAUGUACCAGGUGCCUUAUUUUGAUGGGGAAAGGGUAGUGUGGGAGAUUGGCGGCGCGGUUAUGAUGUUAGUUUCUCACAGUGGAGACCCGGGAUCGAACCUCGGUUGUGCCGACAUGAACGAACAGGAGCUUGCUGAUGUUGAGGCGUUUGUCCAACAUGUGACGAGGAUGAAAAUUGAGACUAAGGUUGAGGUUGUUGAUGAGAAUGAGAUUGUUGAGGGUGACGUUGGAACUCUGGUGAUAAAAUUGGAUCGCGAGAAUCUGCAGAAGGGCGAGGCGGCUGGACCAGUGCAUGCACCGUAUUAUCCUAGAGCUAAAUUCGAGGAGUGGUGGAUUUUCUUAUUGGACGGCCACAGUGGGCGUUUUAUGGCUAUGGAACGAUAUCGAUCGUUGGAGAAGGAGGGAGAGGUGAAGAUCCUGUUCCCGAUCCGCGAGGCUGGCAAGCAUCAGUUUAUGCUGCAAAUCAUGUGCGAUUCGUACGCUGGUCUGGACCAGCGCAUACCAGUUGAGUUUACUGCGUUGAAGAAGGAUGAGGUUAAGCGCGAGGUGAUUAUACAUCAAGAGGAUGUUGAUAUAGAUCUGGCUCCAUCUCUGUUCCAGCAAAUGAUGGGUGCCGAGGUGGACUCGGACGAUGAAUACGAAUCGGAUGACGAAGAGGAAGAUAAGAAGCCCAAGCCUCAGACAGAAUCACCACCGAGUAUUGUCACUGACUUUGAUCGCACUUUGACGAGCCAUUAUGUCUCCCCUGGAGUUGCUGGGCAAUCGUGUCACGGCAUUUUCGAGACUUACCCCAAGUUCACCGAGGACUUUUUCCUCAAGUCGCGAUCGCUUGUGGAGAAAUACCACCCUAUAGAAAUGGACCCGAACAUGGCACGUGAAGAGAAGCACGAGCAUAUGGACUUUUGGUGGGCGGAAUCGGAAAAGCUGAUAUGUGAUCAGGAGGUCUACAAGCACGGUGUAGAAGAUGUUGUGGAUUUUUCACGUCGAACUGGCAAAUUCGCCCUUCGAGCAAUGGCGCCAGAAAUGCUGCGAUUGGCGCAUGCAGACGGAAUUCCGGUGACGAUCCUCAGUGCUGGGAUCGGGAACAUCAUCGAAUACGUUCUGAAAGGCUACGACGCUCUUUUCCCCGAUAAUACGACUAUCGUGUCAAACAUAAUGCAGUUCGAUCCCAAAACUGACAGAGUGUUGUCCUUUCGUGGACCACAAAUUCACUGCCUCACGAAGAAAUCAGCGCUCACUGAUUACAUCAGGCAUGAUGAGCAGCGCAAACAGCGUCAUAACGUCAUCUGUCUGGGAGAUCUCAUUGCAGAUGUUGAUUUCAUCGAUUCUGUACCGGAAGUACACACUUCUAUUGCCAUCGGAUUUCUGGCGGACUCCCCUGAGUCCUCUCCAAAGGCGAAGAAACUGCUAGAGCAUUACUUGGACUACUACGACAUCGUGGUUACUGACGAUGGGUCUAUGGACGUCGUUUUGGCGGUUCUCCAGACUGUUGCUGCGCCGCCCAGCACCCAAUAA
Messenger RNA from Perkinsus marinus ATCC 50983, 3204 nucleotides. RefSeq lists its product as hypothetical. The coding region runs from base 1 to 3204 and encodes 1067 amino acids. Gene Ontology annotation, cellular component: cytoplasm; Sec62/Sec63 complex. Gene Ontology annotation, biological process: SRP-dependent cotranslational protein targeting to membrane; post-translational protein targeting to endoplasmic reticulum membrane. The transcript has 29 exons. Lineage: Eukaryota; Perkinsozoa; Perkinsida; Perkinsidae. Gene Ontology annotation, molecular function: 5'-nucleotidase activity; RNA binding; magnesium ion binding. The record is from RefSeq and is a predicted model, not a curated record.